AUGGCCUCAUCCCCCUCCCCCCUCCCAGUAGCCUCCCGCUGCUGUCUCCAUCAUCUCGACGCGUCUCUUCGUCUAGCGGGGCUCAGUCCAGCACGAGCCACGGCAAUAACGGCCAUUUGCUGCCUAACCCGGGAUUUUGGACCAAAUCACAUUUCCCACCUCAUGCCAUUUCAGCCCCCCAGCCCAUCAAUAGUAGUGCUAUGGCUAGGACUGGACAGCGGUAUUUCAAUGGCAAUCACGGCCUCGCUCUACGAAUGCCAUUCCGGUCCAUCAUUGGACCGUAGUUUGGGCCAGCCCCUGCAAUACGAUGAGCGAGUUCGAACCUGUCGCCGUGCAGUGCCUGCAGCGGGUCGUUCCUACCGCUGUCGACGGCUUGCCGCGAAAUGGCUCCGGGCUCCCUGCUCACCCUUAUGCAGUUCUGAUUCGCGUGUAGCCCCAAACUCAACAAUCUACAACUGCAUCUACCAUGACUCUACUAUGUGGUCAACUCACCGGAAAGUCGACAUGCAAUCUACGCAGUCAGCAAUCUACCUGACGAUCAACAACCCCGGAGGGAAACGUGCAGCAGUUGGAACUUUGUAUGCGAUUAAGCGAAGUUGA
Cucurbitaria berberidis CBS 394.84 is the source of this 600-nucleotide messenger RNA. RefSeq lists its product as uncharacterized. The coding region runs from base 1 to 600 and encodes 199 amino acids. The record is from RefSeq and is a predicted model, not a curated record. Lineage: Eukaryota; Fungi; Ascomycota; Dothideomycetes; Pleosporales; Cucurbitariaceae. The transcript is spliced from 3 exons.